CCGAUCCGUUAUCUGCUGGCACUGUGGGCGCUCGUGACGCGGCCACUCGCUCGGUGCCUUGGGCUUCGGAGACCCUCGCAGCGAUUGCUAGCACCGGCCGAGAUAUGCGACCUGUUGAAGGGCACGAUCUGGAUCAUCUGCAGUUACACUCUGCUGUACGUGGACACCAACAUGCUGUACCAUAUGAUUAAGAGCCAGUCGAUCAUUAAGCUGUACAUUUUCUACAACAUGCUUGAGGUCGGCGAUCGGUUGCUUUCUGCGUUUGGUCAAGACACGAUCGAUGCGCUCUUCUGGACGGCCACCGAGCCGAAACACAGCAAACGGCAACACCUCGGAACGAUACCGCACUUUCUGUUCGCGAUCGUAUACGUUACAAUGCACAGCGUGCUGGUAAUGUUUCAGGCAACCUCGCUCAACGUGGCGAUCAACUCGAACAAUAAGGGUCUACUGACGAUCAUGAUGUCGAACAACUUUGUCGAGCUGAAAGGCAGCGUGUUUAAGAAGUUCGACAAGAACAACCUCUUCCAGCUAACGUGCAGUGACGUCCGGGAGCGAUUCCACCUGUCCGUGUUGAUGCUGAUCGUAUUGAUACAGACGAUGAAGGAGUUUAGCUGGAAGUCGGAACAGUUCUUCGUGAUGUUUCCCGACUGUCUCUACGUGAUGUGCACCGAGUGUCUGGUGGACUGGAUCAAGCACGCGUUCAUCACGCGUUUCAACGAGAUACCGUGCGAUGUGUACCGGGAGUACACGACGAGCCUCGCGUACGACAUGACACAGACACGCCAGAAGCACGCAUUCAGCGAUCACUCGGAUUUGGUCGCUCGGCGGAUGGGUUUCAUACCGUACCCGCUUGGCGUGGUGUUGGUGAAAGCUCUCUAUCAUGCGCUGGUGUUCGAGAAUGCCGGUUCCGUUGUGAUUCUGCUCGUUGCGUUUUUCGCAUUACUGGCCGGGCGUGUCCUGAACACAAUCUAUACACUCGGUAAGGCUUGCGAUCUCACGCAGAAGCAUCAGAACGAGAAGAAUCAAUCGGGUUGCCAUCCACUCACCUCGACACCGCUACCCCGGGGGGCCAGAGCAACAAGCGAUACGGCAACUUCACCGAUUCAUCACGUGCAGCAUCGUGCACCGUCAGCAAACACCGAACAACACUCUGGUCCGAUCGGUACGAUCGUAAACUCCCAACCCCUGCAACCGCCAACUUCCUUUACCAAGUCCCCCGGGCCGACGGGCAGCUCGAAUAGCACGGGUUCAACCGAUGUGCUCCGGAAAACUUCUAGCCUCGGGGCGACCGCCCUCUUCUCCAACAGUGACGUCGAUCUGGACGACGUGAAACUAAACGAUCAAGUACUGAACGGUAGCACGGUGACGACCGACAAAAGUGAAGAGGAAAACGUUGCCCGUAGUGUGCCGGAUUUGCAGCAAGAACCGGGCCUGGAGAAAACUCCCGGCCGACACCAUCACGGGGAAUCCAUUGGCAGCGAUGAGGGCGAAAAAACUCACCAUCAUCAUCACGCGCGAACGCACAAACGAUCCGAAUCGGAACCGUCCAUUCAGCUCGAGGGUGGAUAGACGGCGGCUCCAGCUUACUUUGUAGCCAACUGUGUUUCAUUCGCUCAUCCUGCUUUGUCAGGCACGAACUCUGGCAGUAGGGCGAUGUCCAGUUCGCGUUUCACUCGAGAGACAGGCACCAAAGGCUGACAUUUUUUCGUUUUCCUUAUUUGCGUGACGAAGCUAAGUGCAUACAGACGCAUGUAAUGUAGAUUAAGGGAUUUUAUCUGUUUGCUUUCGAUACGCCGCGCGUUUGUGAUGUUAAUUUUGAGUUUGCGCACUUCAUUUCGAUCCCAUUAGUUUG
Messenger RNA from Anopheles bellator, 1852 nucleotides. RefSeq names its product protein TAPT1 homolog. Gene Ontology annotation, cellular component: ciliary basal body; endoplasmic reticulum membrane. The transcript has a single exon. The record is from RefSeq and is a predicted model, not a curated record. Lineage: Eukaryota; Metazoa; Arthropoda; Insecta; Diptera; Culicidae. Gene Ontology annotation, biological process: maintenance of protein localization in endoplasmic reticulum; positive regulation of cilium assembly. The annotation marks the transcript as partial.